Molecule: messenger RNA, 1266 nt
Organism: Papilio polytes (common Mormon)
Lineage: Eukaryota; Metazoa; Arthropoda; Insecta; Lepidoptera; Papilionidae
Product: zinc finger protein 93-like
Exons: 5
Cellular component (GO): nucleus
Source: RefSeq, a predicted model, not a curated record
GUCAAUUGUUGAAUGUGUCAAUUGCGCUGUUGCAUCUUUUUGUGUAUUUUUUACUUCUAUGAAGAAAACUAUUAAACUUUCCAACUUCCUAUUAUCACAGUUAUGAGUGUAACAUAUUCCAUACUAUAUUCCUUUUUGGAUUUGUUAGUAAAGUAAGAGUAAACUUUCAAGAUAAACAUGGCCGAACUAAGUGCAAUGAACUCCGGUAGUGGAGCAAAUGAUGAAGAUAAUUCAAAGAGGAAUGAUUUUAUUAAACAAGAAGUAGAGGUACCAGUUAAACGAGAACCUGUCGAUUGUUUAGUGUGCGCGGAUCGUCAUGCGGAUGGUUACGAGAUACACAAUACUAAAACAGUGGUGUCCAACAUAACUCUUUACGAAUUCCUGUGCAAACUAUCUCAAGCCACCUUAACUCAUUGCGAGAAUUAUCCUAAAUAUGUGUGUAAGACUUGUUACGAUCUUGUCAAUGAACUUGAACGCGCUGAAAAAGAAUACAAGAAGUUAAAAGACACUUUCGAAGCUAUUAUAAAUAAAAAUCCGUUGUUCGAUUGCCGAACGUCGUCUUCCUUGUGUACAGUGAAAAACGAAGUGUUUGAUAUUGUGUACGAUGAUUUAUGUAAAACAGAUAAUGAUUCUGAGGAUGAGCCUCUGGCUCUCACCAAACACAAGCGGCAGAGGAAAGUUGACAAGCGAAGAAAGAAAUCAAGUGCCGAGGUUAAACGCAGAAAGAGGCACAAAGUCGACAAAGAUAGUUGGGAGUGUAACAUUUGUGGGCUUGUCGGACCGAGUGGUGGGGCUGAUGCAUUUCAGGCCCAUGUCUUGUCUUCUCAUGGCACAGACGAUGCAGAGUUUAAGGAUGUCAAAAAAGAAGACAUACUUGAUGAUUUUCAGAAUUCCAAUGACACGCUGGAGUCAAUUUUGAAGAUCAAGAAGAAUGAGUUUCUUGAUGAUGAUGAUGAUGAUGAUGACAGUGGGAACUAUGAGCCGGAAACAUUGAGCAAUGGGAAACAUCGGAGGAACAAACUGCAGUCCAGUACUGGUCCAAAAAAAAGAAAAAAACGCGAGGAAAAGGUGUUGCACCCCUGUGACCAAUGUGACGCUAAGUAUACCUCGUUGUUGCGGCUGGAGCAGCACAAGCAGAAGCACGACGACUCCAAGCCCCCGUACAUCUGCGAGGUGUGCGGCGCGCACUACAAGCACAAGCGCGCCUGCGACAUACACGUCGCACUGCAUAAAGGUAUAAGUGACUGGAAAUGUGAAGAGUGCAAU